Messenger RNA from Xyrichtys novacula (pearly razorfish), 327 nucleotides. Lineage: Eukaryota; Metazoa; Chordata; Actinopteri; Labriformes; Labridae. The record is from the annotation of a GenBank genome assembly.
GCUGAGAUAAAGGCUCGCCAGACGUGGAAAGUUGCAGGCCAAAAGUUUGAGCUGAAGAAAAGAGAAGAAGAAAAGAGGAAAAAUGGAGGAAGUUUAAGCUGUGGAGCCCUUCCCCUGAAGGCAAGCUGGCCUGCCAUCUGUGCAGGCUCUCUAGCCAUAGCCACCACCCCUGGAAGAGAGAGAGGAGAGAGGCAGCCAGGGAAGGAAGGAGGGAGGGAGGCAGGGAGGGAGGGAAGGAUGGAGGGAAAGAAGGAGAUACUGACUAGGAACAGGACAGAGGAAGGAAUGGAGGACAAAUGGAUGGACAAAGACAGAGGCGCCUUGUGA